UGUAGUGUGGUGCAACUUCUUGCACCUUGAAAUAUGGGAAGAUUUGUUCAGCCUGUACUCAUGUUAUGAAGUCAGCUGGCUAUCACCAGCCCAAAUUAGCCAGCAUGGAUUAAUCUGACCAGCUGUAGAGUAAUGCUGUGGUCCCACAUGAAGCUUUUGGCAUAGGCUAGAGCUGGCUGGGAAUGGCAAUACUGGUAGAGCCCAAGAAGGUUCACUGUGGUGAAUGUGGGUUUCAAGGCAAAUGGCACGUGGGUAGCAAAGGCGCAAUACUACUUCAGGCUUCCUGUGGUCUAAGCCAUAAUGUUUCAGGAAGUGGUGUUUAACUCAGCAGGAGUUAGUAUCGGAGGAUAUCCACUGUUUACUAGUUGCAACAUGAACACCUUGGUUUUGGGCUGAAUUACUUUGAAAAGAAAUGUUACAUGUAAAACCAAAAUAUGUGCAGGUUGAGGCUUUGCCUAGCCUACAGAAAUGUUGCUGGUGUGGACAACUCCUGAGGAGUUGGCACAAAGCCAGGGUCCUGCCACAAACGUCAUGCUAAAUCCCCACUUUCCUCUUAAUCUCAGGGAUUCUGUCUCAAGUUUUCCAACCUGAAUUAACAUCUGUCUCCCCUCCAGCAAAGUCAGGCCCAGGAGGAGGGUUACCCUGUCAGGUCCCAAGGAAGAGAACAGAGGACUGCAUUCUCCCUGGCCAGCACGCUGUAGGGUAGAGGGCAAGGACUUCUGGUCUGAAGCAGAGAGUGACAAGAGCUGCUCUCUCUGAAACCGUCAUGGAACAGAUCAAUGGAUCUGUCCGGAUGGAGCAUGUGCUGCUGUACACCUUCCUGGAGGUGUCCUCUGACUGUAACUUCAGAGAGCAACUGCAUUCCCUGCAAAGCCAGGGGAUUGUGCCUUUCCUGAAAGGCAGCUACUGUUAUGAUGAUGAGGUGGAACUUCAGACCGAUGGUAAUCGGAGUGGCCACUUGCAGAAUGGUGAGCUAGUGCAUGACCCUGAGGUAAAUGAAAUUCUCCGGAUCAUUGCUACUCAGCUCGCUGAGAUUGGAGACCAGCUUGAUAAAGAAAUCAAACCAAGAGCAGUAAAUGAUCUAGUGCAGCACUUUCUGAAUGAGAAUCUCUCUGGAGAGGAAAUAACCCGGUACAUGUCAGAGGCAGUGGAAGGGCUUGCACGAGCGCUCCCCUCAGACAUGGAACAGGAGAAGGCCAUGUUGGUGCUAGCGAUGGUCUUAACUAAAAAAAUUGCAAAUACAAUGCCCUCCCUUCUACAGCGUGUCUUCAGCACCACUGUGAACUACAUCAGCCAGCAGCUUCACAACUACAUUGUCAGAAUGCUGCGUGACUGAGCUCUCCAGCCCUCUGUGUGAAGAAUGUGGAUUUGUGAAGACUUUUGACUUUUCUUGAUGUAUGCAAAUAACUUUUUCUGCUCUUAACUUAUGAGAUACAGCUGUGAAAGGGAAGGCAGGGCUUCGUAGAUAGGCUUUUGUAGACUAGCACAGCAAUGACAGUAGUGUGAGCUGCGUGCCAGCUCUGCCAGUACCUGUUAAGGAGUAGUGCUUGCCCUCUCUCACUUUACAAUAGGGUUUUUUUCUUUUUUCUUCUUAGCAGUAGCAGGCUUUUUGCAGAACUCCGGCUUGUGCCUCCAGGGGAAAUCCUGUGGGCAGAGAGCCUGCCCUCUCAAUAUUUUUUUUUUUCCCCCUAAUCAGCUAUAGCAUUUUGCUUUAGUUAUUCUCUUUCCAGCCCUGCUCCUGGUGCUGCAGCUGAGCCAUGCUGAGUGUUAAUUGUUCCCAGGAAGGCCUCAGGCUGUAGAAUGGGUGGUUGAUCAGCACAGAUCACCAAGGGGAACAGAAAAAAUCAGGCCUAUCUUAGAGGGGAGCUGGCAGCAAGAGGAAACAACCCUAAAGGAGGCAGGGGUGUUUGGCCAGGGAAGGCUAAAGUAAAGAUGCUUCAGUGUCGAUUGCCAUUAACCUGUACUUGCUUGAAAAAAUAAAGCUGAAAAAGAAAUUUUAAAGAAAAGGACGGGUAGGUACAGGGCAAAUUUUUUUCAGGGAACAAUCUGAAUAUGCUUGAGGAAAAGUGUUUAGCUUUAGAGUAUCUUGGUAUAAAGAGAAAGAAGGUGUUGCCCUUAGAUCAGGAACACUACCUAGCAUCUCUUACAAGGGUAUUCUAGUUACAUCUCAGGUUGAACAAACUUGGACUCAGGUGGUUUGAUACGUACCUGUAAUUACACACAAGGCAGUAAAAGCUUCAC
Pygoscelis adeliae (Adelie penguin) is the source of this 2241-nucleotide messenger RNA. RefSeq names its product BH3 interacting domain death agonist (gene BID). NCBI's taxonomy places the organism in Eukaryota, Metazoa, Chordata, Aves, Sphenisciformes, Spheniscidae. The record is from RefSeq and is a predicted model, not a curated record. Gene Ontology annotation, cellular component: cytosol; mitochondrion; cytoplasm. The transcript has 6 exons. Bases 767 to 1336 code for a protein of 189 amino acids. Gene Ontology annotation, biological process: positive regulation of extrinsic apoptotic signaling pathway; apoptotic mitochondrial changes; positive regulation of release of cytochrome c from mitochondria.